Molecule: messenger RNA, 3009 nt
Organism: Gorilla gorilla gorilla (western lowland gorilla)
Lineage: Eukaryota; Metazoa; Chordata; Mammalia; Primates; Hominidae
Gene: MOB4
Product: MOB family member 4, phocein
Exons: 8
Coding region: 357-1034 (225 amino acids)
Cellular component (GO): mitochondrial matrix; mitochondrion
Molecular function (GO): ATP binding; metal ion binding; protein-folding chaperone binding
Source: RefSeq, a predicted model, not a curated record
CAUACCAACGUGCAACGCAGCCGUGCACACUACCGCAGCGGUCGCCGCGAUCACGACCUUUCAAACCGCCCCGCAGCCCUCGCAAAGAAGCUCGUGGCGCCCGCCUUCCGGUGCCUCAGUCCCUGCCAGUAGCCACCCGACGCCGUCCGGCUGUUCCUCGUUCGCCCUCUCCCUCCCCCUAGCCCGCUUCUACCCGUACGGCUCCCCGUUCUCCCGUCCUGCCCGGCGCAGGCUGCAGCUGUUCCGUCAGCUGCCGCUCCUCCUCCCAGACGCAGAGCGCCGCUCUGCCCCGCCCCCCGCGCAGGCUGCCGUCCCUACAUCCGGGUACCGACUCUAGCCGCCUAGACGCUGGCACUAUGGUCAUGGCGGAGGGGACGGCAGUGCUGAGGCGGAACAGGCCGGGCACCAAGGCGCAGGAUUUCUAUAAUUGGCCUGAUGAAUCCUUUGAUGAAAUGGACAGUACACUAGCUGUUCAACAGUAUAUUCAACAGAACAUAAGAGCAGAUUGCUCCAAUAUUGACAAAAUUCUUGAACCACCUGAAGGCCAAGAUGAAGGUGUGUGGAAGUAUGAACAUUUAAGGCAGUUCUGCCUUGAGCUAAAUGGACUUGCUGUCAAACUUCAGAGUGAAUGCCAUCCAGAUACUUGCACUCAAAUGACAGCAACUGAACAAUGGAUUUUUCUUUGUGCAGCUCAUAAAACUCCAAAAGAGUGUCCUGCUAUAGACUAUACUAGACACACACUUGAUGGUGCUGCAUGUCUUCUGAAUAGCAAUAAAUAUUUUCCCAGCAGGGUUAGCAUAAAGGAAUCAUCUGUAGCGAAACUAGGAUCAGUAUGCCGUAGGAUUUACAGAAUAUUUUCACAUGCUUAUUUUCAUCAUCGGCAGAUAUUUGAUGAAUAUGAAAAUGAAACAUUUUUGUGUCAUCGGUUUACUAAGUUUGUGAUGAAAUACAAUUUGAUGUCCAAGGAUAACCUGAUUGUACCAAUUUUAGAAGAGGAAGUACAGAAUUCAGUUUCUGGGGAAAGUGAAGCAUGAAGGGAAUCAUAUAGAAAAAUGUACUGAUCAUAUAAUUAACAUUAUGUACUGUAUAUAUCAUUUUAGACACAUCAAUCAUGUAUCCAUCUUAUAGCUUCUUUGUUUAGUAUAGGUUUUUGUAUGCUGGGUUUGCCUUUUAAAAUGGGAAAUACUUUUUAAGUUAUUCAUAAGCUGUAUAUUCACCAGUGUGGCACUCUUGGUUUUUAAAUAAGAUUAGUAUUAUCUGUUUAUAAUGCCUGUUAAUAAAAGAAUUUACAGUUUGGUAAAAUUGCUGCUAAACAAUCAUUGGAUCACAAUCCUCAUCAGACAAACCCAUCUGUAAAAAAAAUGAGGGAGAGCUUGAGGUUUCACACAAGCCAUUUACUAAAGAGGUAGAAAUGUUUUCCAUUGGUUUUACCUUGAGUUUAGAUAUCCUAAAAAAUUCUGUAGUACAUAGUUUUGUCUUACCUGUUAACUUUCCCCAAUUGAGAUAAAAGUGUUUUAAAAUUCUGUUUACAGUUUUUGAUAUGCAUAUAUAAUUAUGUGUAUAUCUAAAUACAAAUGCAAAUGAAGCAUUAGUAAUACUUAAAUAAUUUUACUGUGCUACAUAAAGUAUAACAUACUUGGAAAGGAUUUACCUUUCUGCAACAACGGACUGGUACAUACAGGAUGAUCACAAUGGUAAGGCACAUAAAUUAUUUUCCCACUGGAAACCUGCCCUGUCCACCCCUUCUCAUUUACCUUAACCUUAUCUUCAAACUACUUUAGCUGAGAAGCUUUUCACCAGACUGAGUUAGUGGUGGCUUAUACCUAUUUAUAUUUGUAUUAAUUGCUUACAGAUUAUACCUCAUAUUAGCAAUUACAUUACACUACAAGAAAAUGUAUUUGCAUAGGCUCUUGCUUAUCUUUGUUUUGCAAAAUUGUUCUACUUAGAAAACAGUCCUUAAAAUAGUUUGACUCUUCCUGUUAGUAAUAUUAAUCUUUCAUUUAACCAGCUAGGCAGCAUUAAAUAGAAUUGAAGAAAUACCAUAGUAUUUAUUUUACACCCCCUCUCCCAUGAAGUUUAUGUUUGGAUUACAUGCAGUGUGAGAUUAUUUGCAGUAAUUCAUAGGUUCCAAGGGUGUUGAUGAAUAGUCAUACAUUUUUUUGGACUUUGUUAUAAUUCAUUGUGGUAAGAAUGAUUGAAAUGCAGAUUUAACAAUCUUAUAAUCUAUUGAAUGCCAUUUUUGAUAAAGCACUGGAGGUCUUAUUGCCAAACUGAUUGUAAUGAGGCAGUAAGGGUGAAAACAUUGUACAUGUUGUGAAGAAAGUAUUUAAAUCUAACUUCUGAACAGAUUUAACAAACAUGAGGAACUUCUUUUUUAUUUAGAAGGAUAAUUUUGAAAUGAAGAUGAAAAUGUAUUCAUCUUAAUUGUUUUUUCAAAUUUAAGGGAAUAAUUUAUACCAUCUUUUGAGACAAGAAUGUACAGCAGAAAUAAGGGGAACAGUAGUAUACUGAGAGUGUGUGUAUAUAUAGUGUAUGCCUUUCCAAGCUUGCCAGUCUUUUUGGCUUUGAACACUGCCCACCAGCUACAGUCAUUACUGUUCCCCAACCCACAACUAUCUUUUAAGAAGUCUUAGUUCACAGUGAAAGGAAUGAUGACUUUGAAAUUAUGGAUUUAUAUUAAUGGCACUAUAAACCAAUGGUAAUGGUAAUUUUUAAACUGCUAAAUAUUGAGAGACUAAACUACUAAGUUAAUAAAUUAUAUAUAGCAGUGUAGCUGUUCUCUCUAGAUGGUGUCUCACAAUGGAUUUCUGUUGCUUGACUAUUUUCUUAGUGAAUAUUUAUACUAAGGUAGUGACUGAGAUUUGGUGAUCUGGCUGAGUAUUUUGAAACACAUUUUGAAUAAUAUGGCUUAGUGUUAACGGGGACUUAAAUAUGAUUUUUUUUCUUACUCAUUUCACCUUCCCUGUACUGUAUGUUUGGAAUUGAUCAUAAAACAUCUCCAAAAGAAAA